UUAUGUCAAAUUAAUGUUAAUAUUAUUUUAAGUUUUUGUGGAGUGGAAUAGAGUAGAGUGUAUGUCGUGUGGUUUUUGCCACUUGCCAGGAUUUCACUUUCACAUUGUAUUAUUUUAAAAUAAAAGUAAUUUUUAUAAAAAUAAAAAUAUUGGCUGUCAUUUUACAAAUUUUUAAAUAAAUAUUUUGAUUUUAUCGAAUAAAUUGAAAAGUAAAAUUUGCGCAAAUUUCAUACACUCAUAAUCAUUGGAAAAUGCGAGUCGGUAAAAAGAAAUGCGUCAUUAAAAAAAAAAUGAUGCAAUAUGAUGAAUUUAUGGAAAGAAUAAAAAAAUCCUUUUAUUAUGGUGAUGAAAGUGUAGAAGAAAAUAUAGAAUUAACUAGUCCACUCGCUGAAUAUGCAUCAGAAUUAUUUUCUGAACCACAAAAAGGCAACUCAUUACAAAGAUUAACAAAAUUUUCUGCUGGAAAUGUACGUGUACCGAAUCCAUGCUCUUUAAUAAUGGCUCUCAUAUAUUUAGAUAGGUUAAAUGAAGUUAAUCCUGGAUAUGUAAGGAAUGGAAUAACACCAUCUGAUUUGUUCUUGGUUUCUGUGGUUGUAUCUUCUAAAUUUUGUUAUGAUGAUGAUGAGGACAGUACAUUUUAUUUAGAUGAUUUUCUACAAGAUUGUGAUACAUCUUUGGAACAUUAUAAAAAACUUGAAAUGGAAUUUUUAUGUGCUAUAGAUUGGAACAUAUACAUAUCAAAUGAAAAUUUUCAAAAAAAAUUGGAAACUAUUGAAAAAUUUUUAGCAAAACGUGAAGGUAUACGUCGCGGUUGGUUAACAUACACAGAAUUAUUACAUUUUUUACCAUCAUUUACAUUGGCAAAAUUUUUAUUAAAUAAUAUUACUGUUAUGGCAGUUAGUUAUGUUGCAAGUGUUAUGACAAUGGCUGGUGCUUUCUUUUUAGUUAGCAAUAUACCGGGUAAUGGUUUAUUACAAAUUAAUCGCAAUCAAAUACGUAAUAAAUUAAGCUGUGAAAAUGAUAUUGUAUCACAAUCAACACAAAAAUCUAAUGAUAUUAUUAAUAGUACAACUGGAUCAAAUGAACAACAUAAUAUUAAUGACAAUAAUAUUGGAAAACAAAAUACAAAUAAUAAUAUGGCUGUUGUUAAUCAUUCAUCUGAUAUUAUGAUUGGUAAUAUUAAUAUUAUAAAUAAUAAUGGAUUAAAUAUUGAAAAUGAAUUAAAAAAAUUAGAAGAUGAAUAUAAAUAUGAGAAAAUGUUAGAAUUGAGAAAACAGAAUAAUGAAUAUGAUGGUCCUUUAAUUAAUUUUUAUGAAAAUUAUAUAAUACAAGAUAAAUUAUAUUCAUUGGUAUAUGGUAUGAAUACAAUAAAAGGAACAACAUUUAAUGAUGUACUUAUAAAUUAUCAAGAUUAUCAAGAUAAUAAUAAUAAUAAAAAUAAUAAUAGUAAUGAAGAUGAUAUUAAUGGAAAUGCUAAUUUAAUAAUGAUAUUUGAAAGAUUAAAUGAUAUACGAAAUUAUACAAAAUCAAUAUUUUGGGAUUUAAUAUAUAAUGCUGAGAAAUCUUUUAAGACACCAUUAAUUUGGUUUAAAUUUAUAUAGCAUAAAAAUGAACGUUUUAUACGUUUAUUAUUAUAUAUGAUAUUUUUAUGCGAUUAUUAUAUAUUUUUUUUUAUUCUAUUCACUUAUAACGAGAAAUAAUUUUUUUUAAUUUACAUUCAAAUAAUAAUAUUAAAAUUCUUAUAAAUUUUUAAUCAUAAACAUAAUUCAUUUUUCAUA
Condylostylus longicornis is the source of this 1778-nucleotide messenger RNA. Its product is annotated as formin-J. Gene Ontology annotation, cellular component: nucleus; cyclin-dependent protein kinase holoenzyme complex. Gene Ontology annotation, biological process: regulation of cyclin-dependent protein serine/threonine kinase activity. The record is from RefSeq and is a predicted model, not a curated record. Lineage: Eukaryota; Metazoa; Arthropoda; Insecta; Diptera; Dolichopodidae. The coding region runs from base 252 to 1601 and encodes 449 amino acids. The transcript has 4 exons. Gene Ontology annotation, molecular function: protein kinase binding; cyclin-dependent protein serine/threonine kinase regulator activity.